AUGAAGAAAGGCUGCGCUUUGGCUUUAUCAUUGAUAUUUGCCAUUAUAGUAUUGAUCAUCUCAGCAGUGCUGCUAGGUGUCUCAUUUGGAGAUGUUAGCCUCAGAACAAGUGCUAUAAAAAUCCAAUCGAUAUCUAAACAGAUCGAAGCUGGCAUAGUAUAUCAGCCUGGAAAAUAUUAUAUCAAUCCCUAAUAUAAAUUCAUAGAUUACUCAACUCAAUGGACUUGGAUCACAUUUGGAGCAGGAGGGGAUAGUGCUGCCAUAAAUUCCAAGACUUCCAAUCCUUCAAAUGUUUAUUUAGAAGUAGCUAUUUUAUACAGGAUAAGAGAAGAGUACCUCCAUGAAAUUUAUAAAAAAUGGCCUACCAAAAGCAACCAAAGAGAUUAUGUCUUGUUUGCCAAGGAUGCUAUUUAAAAGGUACCUGAAGAUUAUUCAAACAAUGACUUCUUUACCCAGAGAGAGAAAAUCGAGCAAGUAAUGGGUUCAAAAGUGAACUAGGUUUUUAGAAGCAAUUAUGCUGAAGUUAUAGCAUUUUUAAUAACAGAUGUGCAGCUGGACAAUACCUUUGAAGCAUCUAUUGAGAAUCAACAGUCUUCCAAAAGAGCAGCCGAGACUGCCAUUCAGCAAUAGGUUAUUGAUGUACUUCAAGGGCAAAUCAGUGUUAUUCAGUCUCAGUACGCAAGUAAAGUUGCUUAAAUUUCUGCCGACACUAGCAAGUAAAUAAAGAUUAUCAAUGAAGUUGCAAACUCCAAUAGUCAAUCAAGAAUCAUUGAAGCUGAAGUAAGUCUUAUUAUUUCCUAAAAAUCUUAGAGAAUUGGUUAUUCUGCUAUCAAGAGUCAAAAUAGUUUUUCUCCGGCAUAGAUUCUACAAUAUAAAUACUACAGAAAGGUGUUUGUAACUCCAAGUGGAGGGGUUUCGGUCGGUACUUGA
Messenger RNA from Stylonychia lemnae, 930 nucleotides. The record is from the annotation of a GenBank genome assembly. Lineage: Eukaryota; Ciliophora; Spirotrichea; Sporadotrichida; Oxytrichidae.